GGACUGAGCUAACAGAGACCAUCACAUAAGUGACACAGUGUGAGAGCUGGACGGAGUGGAGAUAACAGCAGUGGGAUCACUGGAUCUGACAAAUAUCACAGGGAGACAUCAGGUCCCGGAAAGGAUCAAUACUCCUUCUAGCAUGAGCAACCUCAGUCGUUCCUUCGUCAACGACACAAACCCAGAGCAUGACAGCGUCGUGAGCAAUGAUUUCUCCACGGCCCUGGGUGCCCUCAUCCUCAGCUUGGUAUUCCUCCUGGGCGUCCCUGGCAACCUCUUCAUCGUCUGGAGCAUCCUGGCCCGCACCCGACGACGCUCGGUCACCACCCUCCUCAUUCUCAACCUGGCGUGCGCCGAUGGCUUCCUCAUGGCCCUCACCAUCUUCUUCGUCGUCUACCUGGCCAAGCAGACGUGGGUCUUCGGUGACGUCAUGUGUAAGGGCCUGUUCUACCUGUGCAACUCCAACAUGUACGCCUCCAUCUUCCUGAUCACACUGAUGAGCGUGCACAGGCUGGUGGCCGUGGUGUUUCCGAGGAAAGUGUCGUCCCUGGUCAGCAGGAAGAUUGUGAGGAGGGUCAUCGUUGGCAUGUGGGUGGUGGUGAUGGUGAUCGCGAUCCCCUCGCUUGUGUUUCGAGACGUGAGAGAGGACAAAGAUGAGAGGAAUAAAAAAAGAUUGGUGUGUGCGCCCAACCACACGUUGCCCCGACAUGUGAGGUUUCAGUACGCCUUUGAGACAGUGGCGGGAUUCAUUCUACCUUAUGCAGUCAUCAUAGUCAGCUACGUGCUCAUCCUGAGACGCCUGAGGCAGACCAAGUUCCGCAGAAAGGUCCGCAGCGAGAAACUCAUCCUGGCUAUUGUGGUGAUGUUCGGCCUGUUCUGGCUGCCGUACCACGUUAUCAACAUGAUACAGGUGGCAGCUGAGUGGUACCCAGACAAUUCUCCCACAAGAGAAACAUUGGACCAUAUCUCCAAGUCCAGCCGUGCAGUGACCUCGGCUCUGGCCUUCAUCAGCAGCUGUGCCAAUCCUGUCCUCUACACCUUCGCUGGGAAGUCCUACAUCAAGCAGAACGGCUUCGCCUUCAUGGCUCGUCUCUUUGAGGGCACGUCUAUGGAUCAGACAGUAAAGAGUCGGGCCAUGGGUAAAGACAUUGUGGGAACCAGUAACGCUGACUCCUCAAACAGCACGGUAAUGUCUGCUUCGCAAAACGGGAGAUGAGCAAUUAAUUAAUUUUGUGCAUGAAUCAGAGAAAAUGUGUAAAAUGAAAGAUGUACAUGAGUGUAUUUUGGUGAAAGCCAACAUUUGAGCCUGAAUUUGCUGUGCUUAAAAAAUACAGACGCACCAACUUAGACCUGACCGACAAGUGUUUUGUAAAUAAAGUGUUGAAAGAAACGUAUAUUUGACUGGAAGUCAGUGGUGCAGGUGCCAGAAAUGUGUCUGACUUGGAUACCAAAGCUGUAAAUAUUUUUUUAAUGUUUUUUUAUUCCAUUUUGUGUCAGUUACAGGGAACAACACUUGAACAAGGAAAACAUAAUGGACUUUAAGCCCCCUAUUUAGCAUUUAAUAGCCAUUUAACAGGUGCAGAUAUGGCAUUACAUUGUAAAUUAUUAAUGUACAGUAUUUGUUGGUAAUUAUAACUGAAUACAACUGUAAUACUGUCACUAAUGCAGCAGCAUCCGCUUGUGUGCUGACAGUGCGUUUGUAUGUGUAUCUGCUUUCAACUACAUGAUAGCAUUAUAACCCUUUAUAAAUGUACUGCUCAUAAAUGACAAAUUGGGAGACUUGCUCAUUAAUCUAAACACUGUUCAGAUAAAUGACAUUUGUACAGAGCUCAACUGUAACUCACUGGUGCAUGUUCACUUUCAGGCCACAGAAAUCAAUACUAUUGAAUCAAUAAACCAUCUUAUUUUGUAUCAACUUUGCACAAACUGCACCAGAUUUUCUACUUGAGUGUACUCCUUACCUUUUACUUGAGUCUUUCUGAAAAGUGUUAUGCACUGAUACAUUGCAUUUAAAGCACUGUAGUUAGUUUUUAUUCCCCCAUUUGUGAUUCAACUUGUAAUUUUAUUGUUCAAUAAAGCAGAAAUUUACAGCUG
Chelmon rostratus (copperband butterflyfish) is the source of this 2094-nucleotide messenger RNA. It is a transcript of the gene ltb4r2b, whose product is annotated as leukotriene B4 receptor 2b. The transcript has 5 exons. NCBI's taxonomy places the organism in Eukaryota, Metazoa, Chordata, Actinopteri, Chaetodontiformes, Chaetodontidae. Gene Ontology annotation, molecular function: G protein-coupled receptor activity. Bases 143 to 1216 code for a protein of 357 amino acids. Gene Ontology annotation, cellular component: membrane. The record is from RefSeq and is a predicted model, not a curated record. Gene Ontology annotation, biological process: G protein-coupled receptor signaling pathway; immune response.